Molecule: messenger RNA, 173 nt
Organism: Racocetra persica
Lineage: Eukaryota; Fungi; Glomeromycota; Glomeromycetes; Diversisporales; Gigasporaceae
Source: the annotation of a GenBank genome assembly
CAUCACUUGUAUUUUUUGAAGACGAAGAUUGUGAAGAUUUUGAUUUUUAUUAUAAAGAUAAUGUUUGGGAAGAUGAAGAUUUGAAAGAAUAUGAUAUUUUGUAUGAAUCUGAAGAUUGGGAAGACUGUAAUAAAGAUUGUGAUAAAGAUCAUGAGGGUAAAGAUGAUAUUUGA